Molecule: messenger RNA, 1457 nt
Organism: Colossoma macropomum (tambaqui)
Lineage: Eukaryota; Metazoa; Chordata; Actinopteri; Characiformes; Serrasalmidae
Product: interferon-inducible GTPase 5-like
Exons: 2
Coding region: 49-1236 (395 amino acids)
Cellular component (GO): membrane
Molecular function (GO): GTP binding
Source: RefSeq, a predicted model, not a curated record
UGUCACCUGAUCCACUUGGUGGUGUUUGACUGUACUGUGCAGAUCACCAUGGCUUACGAGACAAAGCUGGAUCCGGAAGACCAUAUCUAUUUGGAACCGGAUGAGUUAAUAAAGAACCUCAAGGUCUCCACAGCAGAAGAGGCCAGUGCAAAGCUGAGAGACCAUAUUGACAACUUAGAAAAUGUCUCGCUAAAUGUGGCUAUAACAGGGAUGACUGGAGCUGGAAAGUCCACCUUCAUCAGUGCUCUAAGGGGUCUGAAUGAUGAUGAAGAAGAGUCGUCUCCAACUGGAGUAACUGAAACUACAAUGGUUCCUACAAUGUUUCCUCAUCCCAGCAUGCCAAAUGUGAAGAUUUGGGACUUGCCUGGAAUCGGUAGUCCAAAAUUUAAAGCGAAGCAAUACCUGAGAGAUGUGAAAUUUGAUACAUAUGAUUUCUUCAUCAUUCUUUCAGCUGACAGAUUCAAAGAAAAUGACCUGAUGCUGGCUGAAGAGAUCAAGAAGAAGAACAAGCCUUUUUACUUUGUUCGCUCAAAAAUAGACAAUGAUAUUCGCAGUGAGAAAAAGAAGAAGAAGUUCAAUGAACAGCAAGUGCUCUCCAAAAUCAAAGAUGACUGCAGGCGUAAUUUAAAGAAGCUUGGAGAUCCAAAAGUGUUUUUGGUGUCUUCUCAUGAAUUGGAAAAAUAUGAUUUUCAGGCACUAAUGGAUCAUCUGGAGGGAGACCUUCCAGAACACAAAAGAUAUGCCCUUGUCCAGUCUUUGCCAGUUUGCUCUCUGCAAGUGCUUGAGAAGAAGAAGCAGUACUUAAGAAGAAUGAUCUGGCUGACAGCCUUUGGAUCUGGUGCCAUUGCAAUGACUACUAUUCCAGGUCUGGCAGCAGGGUGUGACAUCGGCAUAGUGAUGGCUUUCUUCACUCGAUCCUUUCAGGCCUUUGGUCUUGAUGAGAAGUCCCUGCAGAGCCUGUCAGAGAGAGUCAACAAGCCAGUAGAUGAGCUAAAAUCAGUGAUGAAAUCCUGUUUUGCCAAUGGAAUCACUGUUGAAGUGGUUCGCACAUUUUUCUCCACAUCGAAGGUUGACAUAGCAAUGAAGGUUGAGUAUGUUUUGAGCAGCAUACCCUUAAUGGGUGCCCUACCUGCUGGAGGAAUUUCUCUGGGCACAAUAUUUCAUCUACUGAGUAAAGGACUGAAUCAGAUGGCAGAUGAUGCAAAAGCAGUGCUGAAGGUGGCAGGAUUGGAGUAAGAAGUAAAUAACUGAAGAAAGUGACAGAUGAUGUCAACAAGUCAUAACUACACAGCAUUUUAUACCAUGCUCAAUGUAUCAUUUGAUAAGAAUACAUUUUAUUUGAUGACCUUUGAUUAAUCUGGAAAUAUAGUUAAGUUUUACAGGAAAAUGGUGUGUGGUGUUAACUGCAUUAAUCACUAAUGGGGAAGUGGCAAUUUUCAUUAAGUUAUGGUUGUAAU